AUGAGUUUUCUGGAGCCCUCCACUCUCCCCCUGUCCUUUCUGUCCCUUAUCAUUCUUUCUCUGUUUUCAAUCCAGCAACCGUCUUCGGCAUCAACACAAUUGCUGGUGCCAUCGGCAUUGAAGGUUGGGCUAAUCCUCGACCUCAACUCUCUCGUGGGACGCAUAGCCCUCACAUCCAUCCGCAUCGCGGUCGACGACUUUUACGCUGCCCACCCCUACUCCUCAACCCGUCUCGAUCUCCUGGUUCGUGACUCCAAUGAUGUCGUCACUGCAGCCUCUGCCGCAAUGGAACUACUGACGAAACACGAAGUGCAGGCCAUCCUCGGCCCUCAGACGUCGAUCGAGUCGGCGUUCGUCGCCGAACUCGGCUCGAAGGCCCACCGCCCGAUCGUCGCCUUCUCGGCCACCAACCCCUCGGUCUCGCACUCCUAUUCCCCCUACUUCCUCCGCACCGCUGCGAACGACGCGACCCAGACGGCCGCCAUCGCCGCCCUUGUGUCGGCCUACGGCUGGCGCCGCGUCGUCCCAGUCUACGAGGAUACCAAAUAUGGCUCCGCCCUCGUCCCUUACCUCGUCGACGCCCUCGACAGUGUCGGCGCCGCCGUCCCCUACCGCUCGGCAAUUCCGGCCUCCGCCUCUGACGACUACGUCUCCGCCGCGCUCUACCGCCUCGCGACGCAGCAGACGCGCGUGUUCAUCGUUCACAUGCGGCCGGACCUUGCCGCCCGGCUCUUCGCGCGGGCGAGGGACGCCGGCAUGAUGAGCGCCGGAUACGUCUGGAUCAUCACCGACGGCCUCACCACCCUCCUCGGCUGCGACAUCGACGCCGCCACCGUCGCCGAGUCGAUGCAGGGCGUACUCGGCCUCGCCCCGUUCGUCCCGAAGUCGGCUCGCGUCAACGAAUUCAAGAGAAAAUGGCGCCGGCGGUUCUCGGAAGAAAAUCCAGCCGCCGACGUCCCCGCAGCCGCCGCAACCAGCAACUACGCUUUGUGGGCGUACGACGCCGCGUGGGCCGUUGCAGCAGCCGCCGAGCGACUCGGUCCGGUGGGGCCGGCGUAUGUCGGGGCCGGCACGGGGCCCACCGAUAUCGCGAAUUUGCGCGUGUCGAGCACGGGGCCGGAGCUACUGAAGCUGCUAGAGGAGACCGAAUUCGACGGUCUCGGGGGGAAAUUCCGGCUGGUCGAGGGGGAGCUGAACGUGACGGCGUUCCGGGUCGUGAACGUGAUCGGCGAGAGCGCGAGGGAGAUCGGAUUCUGGACGCCGCAACACGGGCUGUCUCGGCGGCUCAACCGGAGGGGAGAGGGGCUCGCGGGGGUGAUAUGGCCGGGGGAGUCGACGGUGGAGCCGAAGGGGUGGGACCGGCCGACGAGCGGAGCGGUGCUGAGGAUUGCUGUGCCGAGGCCGGCCGACCCGGCAUACCACAGGUUCAGGAACGUCGAGACGGACGCGGCGACGAACCGGACGACGGCAGGCGGGUUCGUGAUCGACGUGUUCGAGGCGGCGGUGCGGCAGCUGCCGUACGCGCUGCGGUUCGAGUACGUGCCGGCGGACGUCGGGCUCUAUAACACGCUCGUCCAGCAGGUCGCUAACGGGAGCUACGACGCAGCAGUGGCGGACAUAACGAUCACAGCUAACCGAUCACAUCUCGUGGACUUCACCCUGCCGUACAUGGCGUCCGGGGUGUCGAUGGUGGUGGCGGUGUGCGACGAACAGAGCAACAAUUUUUGGGUCUUCAUCAAGCCCUUGAAAGAGGACCUCUGGCUGGUUAGUGCCGCCUUCUUCGUCUUCACCGGUGUCAUUGUGUGGUCUUUGGAGCACCGCAUCAACGAUGAAUUCGGAGGGCCACCGCUGAACCAGCUCGGAACUGUCUUCUACUUCUCGCUCUCCACGCUCGUCUUCACUCACAAGGAGAAUAUGGUGAGCAACCUAUCUAAGUUUGUUGUGGUGAUAUGGAUAUUCGUGGUGCUCAUACUGCAAUCAAGUUACACAGCCAGCCUGACUUCGAUGCUCACCGUGCGACGGCUUAAGCCAGCUUUCGAAAGCUUCGACGACCUAAAGAACAGCGGCAAACACGUUGGAUACCUUCAGAAGUCUUUUGUGAAGGAAGUUUUGCUGAACGAAGGUUUCGACGAGUCGAGACUCGUACCGUUUAUGUCUCCUCAGCAGUACGAGGAAGCGCUCCUCAACGGCUCCGUCGCUGCUGUCGUCCACGAGACCCCGUAUCUAAAGCUCGUCUUUCUCAAGAAGUACUGCAGUAACUACACCAUGGUGGGACAAUUGACUAAGACCGGCGGAUUUGGCUUCGCAUUUCCGAAAGGAUCGCCGCUAGUCUCAGAUCUCUCGAGAGCGAUCCUCAACAUAACGGAGAGCAACGAGGUCUCCGAGAUUCAGAGAAAAUGGUUCAGCGACGAAUCUACCUGCCCGAGCCAAGACAACUCCUUAUCAUCCAACCAACUCGGCUUCCAAAGCUUCGCCGGGCUCUUCCUCGUCACCGGAACCACUUCUCUCUGCGCUUUCUUACUUCACUUAGCAUCCUUCCUCUACAAAAACCGAUACAAACUGCGAAACAUUGCCUCUCAAAACUCUUUCAUGCCGACGCUUCGCUUGACCGCUAAGCUCUUCGACGACAAGGAUCUCUCAGCCCACACGUUCAAGAGGGCGCGACCGAAGGACGAAUCGAUAAAAGCGGAGAAAAGAGAUACUAAUGGUUCAUCUUGUGAGCCAAACUCAGCUAGCCCCCUGAGUAUGUCUAAUUAUACCUUCGAAGAAGCGCGAAGGACGCCGUCGGUAGAGCCCGCGAGCCCAAUUGUGCUCGAAAUCGAGCCCGCAAGCCCGAUUGUGUAUGAAAUCGAGCCCACGAACCCAAGAAUCCAAUAAAGGAGACAACAAUGCACACUACAGGAGAUGAAUGAUAUCAGUGUCUAGUAUUAGAAUCAGCUUAGGGUGAUUGCUAAACCACACAAUUAAUGGAGGCCAAAAUUAUAUUGGAUAUGAAUACUUGUUAUUAGGGUGUGUACAAAUGGAAAUAUGUUAAAAUAUGAGAUCUAAUAUGUAUUCGUAAGUAUUUGACGUCAAUGUAUUAAAACAAAAUAUAUUUUAAACGAUGUUUUAUUC
Molecule: messenger RNA, 3114 nt
Organism: Ananas comosus (pineapple)
Lineage: Eukaryota; Viridiplantae; Streptophyta; Magnoliopsida; Poales; Bromeliaceae
Product: glutamate receptor 2.8-like
Exons: 5
Coding region: 1-2877 (958 amino acids)
Cellular component (GO): plasma membrane
Molecular function (GO): glutamate-gated receptor activity
Source: RefSeq, a predicted model, not a curated record